AAGGAGGGAGGAAGGCAUGCUUACAGCAUGCGACAGAGGGAAAGAGAGAGAGAUGAGGAGGAGGAGCGGAGGGAAAGGUAUCAUCAGCAGCAACAGCAGUGCAGCACAAAGACGAAAAGAACAGGGAAGGUGUGGAGAGAGAGAGCAAGAGAGAGAGAAAAGAGAGGAUGAGGUUUGAAGAAGACUGAGCCCUUUGCCGCAGACAUGACCACGGGCUCAUCAGUCAACCGGACGUAACCUUGACGAUCCUCUUCUGCUGCUGCUGCUGCUGCUGCCACACACUGGAGCACAGCCGAUAGUGUGUGUAUGUGUCUGUGUGUGUGUGUGUGCGAGGGUGUGCUCAGGCGUUGCUAUGAGAUUCAGAGACCCGCUUCAUCAUCCGUGUGCUCUUGCAUGUGUGCUCCUUUAGUGUUCGGCUCAACUAAUGGGAAAAGAGAGCCCGCAGUGACCGUCAAGUGAGUGAGUGUGUGUGAGUUUGAGUUGAGUGUGCAUGUGGAGGAAAGGGAAGAAAAGGUCAGAUAGGUGUAGAGAGUGUGUAUUUGUAGCACAGGGAACGAUGCAAGAGCAGGUAGAGCGUUCUACACCCUGAGAGAGAGAUAACACAGUGAAGGUGGCCAGUGUGUGUGUGUGAGAGAGACUGAGAGAUGCAGUAUGGUUGAAGUCUCUCAGCCUCAGCAUCAUCAGAUUUUCUGCUGCAGAUGCUACACUAGUUCAUCGCCACACUAGAGCGCUACCCUGACACACACGCACGCUCAGACGCACACAGCUGCGGCUUCAAGAGGAGCCCCAAGAAUCCCAUCAAAGGUCAACUGAGGGACACUGGAAGAGUUGCCGAGGGCAAAGGUCGUGACAGCUGAGGCUGAAGGUCAGAGGAGGAGUGAGAGCUAUAAACGCGGCAUCAUGGGCGAGUGGACUAUACUGGAGAGAUUGCUGGAGGCUGCGGUGCAGCAGCACUCUACUAUGAUCGGCAGGAUCCUGCUGACAGUGGUGGUGAUAUUCCGGAUCCUGAUCGUGGGUAUAGUGGGAGAGAAGGUGUACGAGGACGAACAGAUUAUGUUUAUCUGUAACACGCUGCAACCGGGUUGCAACCAGGCCUGCUACGAUAAAGCCUUCCCCAUCUCCCAUAUCCGUUACUGGGUUUUCCAGAUCAUCUUGGUGUGUACGCCCAGCCUCUGUUUUAUCACUUACUCCGUGCACCAGUCUGCCAAGCACAAAGAUCGCAGUUACACCCUAAUGCACGGCCCGUACAUCGACCACGGACAUGGGCUGAGCCGCAAACUCCGCAACAUCAAUGGUAUCCUGGUGCACCCGGAAAGCAAAGACGACCGCGAUUGUCUGGAUUUGAAAGACAUUCCCAACAUUCCGCAAGGGGUCACAUACUCCAAAAGUGCCAAGAUCCGUCAGCAGGAGGGCAUUUCCCGUUUCUAUGUCAUACAAGUGGUGUUCCGGAACGUUCUGGAAAUCGGUUUUCUCGCCGGCCAGUACUUCCUGUAUGGAUUCAACGUCCCCGCCAUGUUUGAGUGCGACCGCUACCCUUGCGUGAAGGAGGUUGAAUGCUACGUGUCACGUCCCACGGAGAAGACAGUUUUCCUGGUGUUCAUGUUCGCAGUUAGCGGGAUCUGCGUAGUGCUAAAUUUGGCUGAGCUCAACCAUCUGGGCUGGCGGAAGAUUAAGACGGCCAUCCGCGGUGUCCAGGCUCGCAGGAAGUCCAUUUGUGAGAUCCGGAAAAAGGAUGUGUCCCACCUUUCCUCUGUGCCCAACCUGGGCCGAACCCAGUCUAGUGAAUCUGCCUAUGUCUGACAGCGAAUAGGGGAGGGGCUUAGACGAGGUUGGGAGUGGCUGACGAGGCGACGGCCACGCCCUGUGCUGCAGACUUGACAUUGCAAAUUUUAUGCAUAGUUUGGACAGGGUGCGAGAGGGGUAGGGUGAAAACUAAAAAUCAGAUUUGGCAUUCUAAACUUUAUGGAGAAUAAAACUGCUUUUUCGGACUUUAAUGAUGAGCGCUGGGGAACAGAGCGGGACUCAUACUUAGUAGACAAACACAUUUACACCACACACACUCACACACAUACUGAUAUCCCUGAGCCCUGCAUAACAACAAAAGUCUUCCAACAGAAAAAGAAAAAUUUAAGAAACAAAACUGAUUUGAGUUGCUUGAUGUCAAAAGAGAUAGAAAGAUGGAGGGAUGAAGCUAGAGGGCAGCUCAGCAUGUGACUCAGAAGCAUUGUAAAGUAUGAAAAAUGUUCUCCAGGGUCAAUGCUGAGACAUCCCUCACAUUUUGAAAGAAAAAGGACGACAAACAAAAGAGUAUCAAACUGUACCUCAGCACAGACACCUCUACGCCUCUCCCCCACUUGCUUUCUUUCAUUUUCUGUCUCUUUCUGCAUAGUUUUAUAGAUAUAGCUAUUAAGUAUACAAGGCAAGAAGAGAAAACGAACAUUCAUCUACUGAUAAGCCACCCCCACGUUUGCUGGAGGGCCAUAAGAGAUUCCAUCCUCAUGCAAAAAUCAACAUUGACACACCACAGUCCCCAGUCCAAAUCCCGGAAUUCCUUUCUCCAACCCCUCCAUUCAUUACUGUACAUAUCUCAGAAUAUCGAUAUUACAUCAUCAAUGUAUUUCACACAUUGAAGUGUAGCUUUUGCCAUUAUUUAAAAAGAAUUACACAUUGAUUGCCAAAAACAAAAAAGAAAGAAAAAAAAGACUAAAUUGUGUUGUUUAUCUGCAUUUGUUCUGUAAUGGACAGAAAAAAUUGCGAUUUUAUACUAUGGGCAUUUCCAGACAAAGGCAUGUUACGAAGCAUCAUUAGAAUGGCUAGAUAGUGUUACGAGCUGUGUAUAGAAACAGACUGUUUCUUUUUUGCACCCAAUAUUUUUGAGGUGUAUUCUGAAGCAUGCGGGAGGAGAUCUAUAGCUCUAUGGGAAUGGCAGAGAGAGUCUAUACUGAGUAAGGCUCCAA
Sinocyclocheilus grahami is the source of this 2957-nucleotide messenger RNA. RefSeq names its product gap junction protein delta 1a (gene gjd1a). Lineage: Eukaryota; Metazoa; Chordata; Actinopteri; Cypriniformes; Cyprinidae. The transcript is spliced from 2 exons. Gene Ontology annotation, molecular function: gap junction channel activity. Gene Ontology annotation, biological process: cell-cell signaling. The coding region runs from base 901 to 1800 and encodes 299 amino acids. Gene Ontology annotation, cellular component: connexin complex. The record is from RefSeq and is a predicted model, not a curated record.